Phoenix dactylifera (date palm) is the source of this 692-nucleotide messenger RNA. RefSeq lists its product as uncharacterized. Gene Ontology annotation, cellular component: endomembrane system. Lineage: Eukaryota; Viridiplantae; Streptophyta; Magnoliopsida; Arecales; Arecaceae. The record is from RefSeq and is a predicted model, not a curated record.
CCCGAUUCUUUCCUUCCCUUUUUUCUGUUUGCUCGGACUCAGACACCGGUAGAGGGAAGAAAAAGAAAUGCCUCCUACCAUCUGACCCUCUCCCGCCGUUUAUUUUUACCUUUUACCUCUCCUUCUCUCUAUAUCUCUCUUAUUCUUUCUUCGUCUCCAAGUAUAAGGAUUUGGGAUUUAGAGACAGAGAGAGGUCUCCAAUGGCGUAUGUGGACCACGCAUUCUCGAUCUCGGACGAGGACAUCAUGAUGGAGACCUCGUACGUGGUCCAGAACCGGCCUCCCAUCAAGGAGAUCGGCCUCGCCGUCUCCCUCCUCGUCUUCGGCACCCUUGGCAUCGUCAUUGGCGUCUUCAUGGCCGCCAACAGGGUCGGCGGCGACCGAGCCCACGGGGUUUUCUUUGCGAUCUUGGGGUCGGUGCUCUUCAUACCGGGGUUUUACUACACGCGGAUCGCCUAUUACGCUUACAAGGGGUAUAAGGGCUUCUCCUUCGCCAACAUACCGCCGGUUUGAGGGGUUUUCCGUUCUUGGAAACUGCCUUCAGGUGUUGUUGUUAUGGCUUGUCAUGUGUACAGAUCUCUUCUUGUAGCCUGCCCUCCACCUCUCCUUUCCUUGUUGUACUUAUGUAUGAAUAAUCUGUUGCGCGAAUCUAGUUGAUUAUGCGAGAAUGAGAUUUCCUGUCAGUUUGUUUCU